GCCAGACGCUCCCGCGCGGCCGCUUCUGUCCCGGGAAAAGGCGCUGCUGCAGCUGCAGCCGGCGGUGAAGGAUCGCGAUGGGGAAGACCCUCCGCGACCACCUGGUGGACGCGCUGGAGGACCUGGAGGAGGAGCAGCUGAAGAAGUUCAAGCGCAAGCUGAACGAGAUCCCCGUCCGGGCGGGCUUCGACAACAUCCCCCGGGGGCGGCUGCAGAAGGCGGAUGCCCUGGACACCUGCGACCUGCUCAUCAGCUACUACACGGACGCUUACGCCGUGCAGGUGACCGCUGAGGUGCUGGAGAGCAUCAACCUCAAAUGCCAGGCGAAGAAGCUCCUCUCGGUCACCGGGAUCGGUAACAGUGGCUCUGUUCAGACUGCUGAGCAAUCCUCCCAUGGCUUCUCAGGAAGAAAUGGGCCUCAGGAGGAGCCACACUUCAUUGACAAACACCGGGCCGAGCUGAUCCAGAGGACGUCCACAGUGGAGGGGGUUCUGGAUCUGCUGCACGGGACCAUCCUAGAUGAUGAGCAGUACGAAAGAAUCGCUUCACGGGAGACAAACCAGUUUAAAAUGCGGGAGCUGUACAAGCUGGUGCCGAGCUGGGACCGCUCUUGCAAGGACCGGCUGUAUGAGGCCUUGAAGGCCAAGAACAAGUUCCUUGUUCAAGAUCUUGAAGGGAGAUGAGGCCGCCAAGAAGAAAGAGCAACGCCAUCCCAAGGCACAGGGAAAGCAAAUCACAUGGGAAACUCAGGGGCCUGGGGGAUAUCAUCUCCCAAACAUCCACUUUGCCCCCCAUUGGGAAGAUACCCCUUUUCUACUGCAGGGCAGGUAAUGCAGACAGGGCACGUGGGAACAAUUCCGUGAUCUUAGAAACAGUUGAGUAAGAUGUCUGUUGUGCGACAAUCCAGGAAUAGCUAUCCAUCCUCUUCUAUCCAUUGACUUGUAUCCAAUAACUUUCUACAGGCAAUGAUUACUGUAAUGAAUUGAGGGACAAAUAUUCUGAGCAGGGGGACCAAUUUUUUUUUUAAUAUCUCCAGUGAAACCGACCUUUCCACUGAUGCUCAGGUAGGGCAUUAUGAAGCCCACACUGUAAGUUUUGUAAAGUGCACCUCUAGUCCUUGUUGUAGAAAAGCAAAAGAAAAAUUACAGCUGUUCAGUAAAAAGUCUCUUCUUUGCUCUGGCUAUGGCCAGAAAAUAUAGUGAUGUGAUUGACAAGCUAAGAGGCCUGUAUUGGCCUAUGACAGCAAAAGAGGUACAAUGCGGGACUUCUCUGCUCCCUUUGUUUGCCAAAUCAUAGCAGAUGCAAAUUUAGUAAAAAAACAAAUGAAAUAACAGGUCCCUCAUUGCCCAGUAACACAAAUGAGGUAUGCUGUUUAAGUACGUUGAAAAUGAGUAUUCAUAAUUUGUGUCUUGUUUGCUGCCUUGGGCAUUUCCACUUCGGUGUUGGCCUCCAUUCUGAAUAUUAUUUGAUAUUCCUACUAAACAGAAAACAAAGGGAAGGGAAGGGAGAAGGUGCAGUAAUGCAUAAUGAGAUUUUUUUCUUGAUGCAGAUGGCACAAUGAACAAUCAAACUUGAUUUUAAUAGCCCAUACGACUCUCUGGAUUGAUGUCCUUUCCUUGCUCCUGUUCUCUGCAGGUGCAUUCCCAUAGUCUUCUUUAUGUUUUAUUAUAGACUAUUUUACCAACAUUCCCCCAAAAGGUUUUUUUAAUUGGGAAAGAAGCAUCUUUUAAGUAUUUGUUAAUUACAAUUUGUUAUGUUUGUGGAAUAAUCUUCUGCAUGCCUUGUGGGUGGUUUUUAAUAAAUACAAGUUAAGCGUGUGA
Eublepharis macularius is the source of this 1820-nucleotide messenger RNA. Its product is annotated as apoptosis-associated speck-like protein containing a CARD. Gene Ontology annotation, biological process: regulation of apoptotic process; inflammatory response; innate immune response. The record is from RefSeq and is a predicted model, not a curated record. Lineage: Eukaryota; Metazoa; Chordata; Lepidosauria; Squamata; Eublepharidae. The transcript has 3 exons. Bases 78 to 683 code for a protein of 201 amino acids.